CUAUUUUACAUAUUCCUCGUUUUUGAUAUUCCGUCGAAUAUUACUAGCUAGAAAGAAUGCGUAAAUAUGCACACAAAUUUGUCCUCUUUACUUUCAAAAAAUCCAGGAUAGCUUUCACUGGAACUGCGAAAAAAUAUUUCAGCGAACUGCUGUUGCCGGAUUUUGAGAGGAUCUUUCGAAAUGACCACACAUGGACACGUCGGGAUCUCAUGGCUUUCCACAGGAGAAUUUGCGAUCUCUGCUGCACCGUAUUAAUUGAGACCAAACGCAGCCAGAAAGCUGGUGAAAAAGUUUACACCACCCUAAAGAGUUUUCUAACCGAUCGGCUUGAAAGCAUAGUAGAGGAACUAGAAUUAAUAAACGACGAACAGGAGUUGCUCAGUGAGUAUAACCGUUGCUGGAAAUCGUACCAGGCAUCCGUCACUGUCCUGGAUAUCGGAUGUAGCUAUUUGAACGAAAACUGGCUAAAAAGAGAGAUUUUUGAAGAUCAUGAUGAUGUAUAUACGAUCUACCGUCUGGGUAUGAUUCUGUGGAAAUCGAAUUUAUACAAACGGAUCGAUCGAUUUCUAAUCACUGCCAUUCAUCACACUAUGGUGGGAGAAAUCCACGAUCAGCCCAUUAACCGCUCCAAGAUAUAUACUGCGUUACAGUCGAUCGUCGACAUAUUCAGCAAUGACGUCAAUCAGUCUAUUUCCGUGCUAAAAAAAAUGACCAACGUUUUCCAAUCGAAUGUUAUACAGUUUUUCGAGUCUGAAUCGAAAACAUUGUUCCGAAGCUUGCUAGAAUCGGACUUGCGCGAAGAACUACAACUUUUCGUGAAAUGUGCCAUUAUAUAUAAGCCUGCUAUUGAGCCGGAUCUGUGCAACACACUGACCGCACACCUUGAGUGCCUGUUAAAGAAUUCGAUCGACGGAUGCGGGAAGUUUAAUUAUGAGAGGGACUAUGUUCAAGCCAUAUGGGGCCUGAGAAAAGUUCCCCUUCUAAGGGCUUUUGCAGAUCGCAAAAAAUUAAUAGCUAAGGUUGAUCAUGUGUGCGUUGAGGAGAUAAACAAAAUAACCGAAGGUAAAGAAGAAGGGAAUACACCGCUUAUACUUUCCCGGUACUGUCAUAUGCUAAUGCUGAAUAAGCCAUCUUCCGAAAACAAAGAAAUCACGCUUCGAAAUGAAAUGAAAAAAAUUGUUGAUGUCGUUCUAUAUUUGAGCGAGGAGAAUAGGAAAUCCUUUACGAAUGACUACUUUGCACUGCUGAAAAAGCGAUUUAUCGAGGAUACAUCUGCAUCGGAUAAAAACGAAUCAUUGCUAAUCUCCAUGCUAGCGAAGCGUCUUGGGAGUGAUUUCCAAGUAAAGCAAAAUAUCGAGUGGAAUGAAACGAAUGCAUCGAAGGGCAUACAAGCAAAGUGCCAGGAGUUCCUGGUGGGAAUAAGCUUAAAAGUACAAAUUGAUUUUCGUGUCAAGUUUAUUAAAGUCAGACAGCUCGAAGGUUCAAUAAAUGGCAUUCGAUUGCCCGUGGAACUGGAGCAGUUCGAAAACGAGUUCCGAUUAUUUUGGUCUAAAGAGUUUAAUAGAUAUGGGCUUAACUUCCAUCCUCUCAAGUCCUGGGGCGAGCUGACCAUGAACUCAAGUUCCCAGAAAUGUUAUACCCUCCGGGUAAAUACUUUGCAAAUGGCUCUGCUUCUGCAGUUCAACCACCAGAAUACGUUCGCUGUCCAGGAAUUGGCCGAAAAUGUGGGAACCAGCCCGGAGACACUGAUAAAGGUGAUGCGUCCACUGAUCGACCACAAGCUUUUGAUCGCCAGUGAAAAUUCUGCACCCUUGACCCCGACAUCUUCUAUAACUGUGUGCAUGGAUUACAAUAGAAAACGGAUCCUUAUAAACUGUUUAAAAUCUAUCGCACCAAUGGGUCAAAAACCGACAACUGAAAGAAAUAUACAUAUGCAGGCGCUAGAUACAGCAAUAGUGCGCAUCAUGGAAAGAGAGAAGCAAUUAGAACUAGAUCGACUGAUUUACGAAGUGACGUUAGAGCCGAAGCUUCACUCCAGACCCAUUUUUAAAAUUAAAGCUCGUAUUGAACAUUUUCUUAAAAAUAAAUACCUGGAACUUUCAUCAGGCAAACAAGUAAUUAAACUAUCUAAAAUAUAAUUAUAUUAUAAUGAGCCAGAUUACCAAAAAUGAUUCGAACAGAAGUAAAAAAAAGAUUUCAUUUGUAAAAAUUUCUUACCAUCGGACAAAAAAAUACAUUUGUAACACAAGCAACACAAA
Molecule: messenger RNA, 2258 nt
Organism: Drosophila pseudoobscura
Lineage: Eukaryota; Metazoa; Arthropoda; Insecta; Diptera; Drosophilidae
Gene: Cul6
Product: Cullin 6
Exons: 3
Coding region: 57-2138 (693 amino acids)
Biological process (GO): SCF-dependent proteasomal ubiquitin-dependent protein catabolic process; protein ubiquitination
Cellular component (GO): SCF ubiquitin ligase complex
Molecular function (GO): protein-macromolecule adaptor activity; ubiquitin protein ligase binding
Source: RefSeq, a predicted model, not a curated record